GUGAAUAGUUGGUUUCACAAAUAAUUUUAAAGUUAUACAGUCUCCUCAUUUGACCUGAGACACUGAAGUAAAAAUGACGCCGUGUGAGAUAUUUUUCGCAAUAAUAAUUAUUAUAAAAUGCCUUGCAACACCAUCAUCGGCAGGUUGUUCCGGAAGUAGAAACAUUAUACUACCUCGAGGUUCCGUACGAGUAAUGUACGAUCACGGCCAGCUUAUUGCAGGACUAGCAGGAAUAAUCUGUCCAGAUGAAAUCAACCAUCUUUGUCUAGAGACUGUGGUAUCUGAACUCCCUAAUCCAAGCGAUUAUCGAACAAUUGAGAGAACUUACGCAGCACCUGUCAAUCACCUAAUUACUCAGAAGUCAGAUAAAGGUUAUCAAAGCUCUAAGGGGACACAUUAUGAAUAAUAAAGAAAUAUGAUAAAAUUCAGAAGAAUUGUUUAAUGGAGACAAAAUGUUUUGGAAGUAAUAUAGUUAAACAUGAUCGACUCUGUUUAAAUAUGAUAAGCAGCUUCUUCGCAGUAGACUCUCUAAUAAUUGCGUCGGAAUCAUCAAAUUAUUGUAGACGCUUAUUCCUAAAUUAACGCAAAUGGUUGGUUUUAACAAGAAUUUUAAAACUAUAUAAUCUGGUUAUGUGAUCUGAGAUACUCUGAAGUCAAAAUGACGUCGUGCAAGAGGAUUUUCGCAUUAAUAUAUAUCAUAAAAUUGUUUGUAACAUCAGUAAGCUGUCUAAGCGCUAACGAACGCAUUGUACCUGAGGGUGCCGCACGAGUGCUCUAUGGACACGGCUCGCUUAUUGCAGGACGAGCAGGAAUAGACUUUUCAGACGAAGUGGAUCGUCAUUGUGGUUCAUAUUUUAUAGAUAAAUCAAAAAAGCUAUUAGCACAUGUUCAAUAUGUGAGAACUUUCGCUACAACUAACAACGACACAAUAUCAGCGAUUUCUGUUUUUGACAUGCCACUUGAAUCUAAUCUUGGAGGCCGCAUUGAACUACUUAAUGGUGGUCCCGGAUAUAAACAUGUCACCCUGAAAUUCACCAGUGCUUGGAAUAAUAGAAUUCAAAAAUACAUCAAUCUGUACUGUCGUGAUAGUCCUCGUGAAGCUUAAAAUUUUCUAAGCGCAUACAAUGUGAGAAAAUAAAACUAAUUUUUAACAUUUUCA
Belonocnema kinseyi is the source of this 1159-nucleotide messenger RNA. RefSeq lists its product as uncharacterized. Bases 659 to 1105 code for a protein of 148 amino acids. NCBI's taxonomy places the organism in Eukaryota, Metazoa, Arthropoda, Insecta, Hymenoptera, Cynipidae. The record is from RefSeq and is a predicted model, not a curated record. The transcript is spliced from 2 exons.